This is a messenger RNA of Scomber scombrus (Atlantic mackerel), 1490 nucleotides long. RefSeq lists its product as uncharacterized. Bases 3 to 848 code for a protein of 281 amino acids. The transcript has 9 exons. Gene Ontology annotation, cellular component: membrane. NCBI's taxonomy places the organism in Eukaryota, Metazoa, Chordata, Actinopteri, Scombriformes, Scombridae. The record is from RefSeq and is a predicted model, not a curated record.
UCAUGGCUCGCUGCAGGAGUUACUUGCGAGGACUCGACAUCUGUGUCACUGUGCUGCUUCUGGUGUCUGGUGUUGUGAUGAUCGGCGUCGGCUUUUCCACCAUCGACGGCAGCGUACCCGUCGCCCAGUUGUUCGAGCAGCUGUCCAGUGGUGGUGGUUUACUGGUCCUGCAGGUGUUUGGACCUCUAACUGUGGUUUUAUCUGUUUUGGGCAUCUGUGCUGCAUCUUGGGACCAUAAACCUUCGCUGCUGGUGUUUUCUGUUCUGAUAUUCGUGGAGUUCGUGGCUCUGAUGGUUGUUGCCUCACCGCUGGUUCAGGUUCAAGCUCAGAUGGACAGUGCUGUGGAUGAGGUGUUUCUCAACGUGACUCCUCUUCACAGAGCAGAUCGUUACAUCCAGCAAGAACUAAACAAACUUCAGACUUCGAAUUCUUGUUGUGGUUUGAGGAGUUUUGAUGACUGGGGGGAUCAACUUCCUGACUCCUGCUUCUGCACGCCUCCCACUCCCCCCCCUGCCACGGCCACCCAGCAGCCGAGCUCUCAGGCCGGUAACUCCAGCUCACAGGGGUCCUGUGUUCUGGUGGGUAAAGACCUUCCACCUCUGACCCCACAGGUCACAGAUAAAGUGUGGGUAUACUCAAAGCCCUGUGGUCCCGUCUUGAAGAGCCACUUGAGCUUCCCUAUCAAACUCAGGAUAGGAAUCAUUUCAGCCUUUGCCACCAUUGCGAUGACGGCUAUUGUUCUGUCCUUGGCGUUGGGUCUGGAGGAAUACUGGAAGAAGCCUCCCGUAGAAACAACAGUCGACGAUUUUAACAGAGUGAAAUACCAACCCAAACCCUCCAUGACCUGACCUCUGACCUCUGACCCCUUGCCUUAAUGCUAAGCAUCAAUAUGCACCGCAGGUGACUAAUAAAAACAUCCAUCCAUUCUUUCGGGAAUUUCAAAAUAGCAUAUUUAUUUUUGACAAAACAAACAGAGACUAAAUUGUGUGACUGGGCUGUAAUUAUUUUAGGUAAUCAUCGGAAAAAUGUUGAAGGUGAUGCCAACUUGCACACAUUUUGGCUUUCUGUCACAAUAACAGCCUCAUAGUUGGAGGCAACAGGAAGACUAGAAGUAAAUUAAGCCUCUUUAGAGAGGUUUUCAGGUUUAUGUUAUUUUUUUUUUUUUCUUCAGGGAGGAGGGUAUCUCUGUUUUGAGAAGUUGCUGUAGAGUUGAGUUCAUAACCCUUAAAGGCCCCAAACAGUCGCCUGCCUUGCCUGUCAUCGCCUUUAUAAUGCUUUUUAAACUUGGUAGGGGUCCAAAAAUGUGUCUAAAAUGCUGGUGUUCUUAUCACUGUCUUUGCAGAGGUGUUAUGUAAUCACAAUGCUUGUCAUAUUUUUUUUAUUUUUGGAAAACCAGUGACUCCAGAAUCCUCUCAGAGAUCUCUUAACUUGCAAAGUCAGCUCAGGACUGCUGAAAACUUUAAAAAGACGAUGAUAGUUGGGGUGAAAUG